This is a messenger RNA of Eurypyga helias (sunbittern), 1452 nucleotides long. RefSeq names its product tektin 5 (gene TEKT5). Lineage: Eukaryota; Metazoa; Chordata; Aves; Eurypygiformes; Eurypygidae. Gene Ontology annotation, cellular component: sperm flagellum; microtubule cytoskeleton; nucleus. The record is from RefSeq and is a predicted model, not a curated record. Gene Ontology annotation, biological process: cilium assembly; cilium movement involved in cell motility. The transcript has 7 exons.
AUGGAGUUCCUGGGCACCACGCAGCUAGCCAGCUACUGCGGCGCCAGGAAGGGCUGCCUCUUCCCGCACCUCACUCCCACCAGCAUCACCCAGGACGCCUACCAGUCCUACUGCCCGCCGGGCUGCCGCAACCUCGGCGCCUGGAGUCCCGGUCUGCCUCACAUCGUGGGUUCUCGUCCUCCCAGCUCUACCAAGCGAUCUAAUCCUACGGGGCGGCCGCCCACUAUUCUGCCGGAGUUGCGCUCUACCCUGCAUACCCGCUACAGCAUCCGUGACUGGCACCAGGCCACCACGGCUCAGCUGAAGGGCUUUGAAGCCUCCCGGCACGCUGCUGGUAAACUGAACAGUGACUCCAUGAAACUGAUAUAAGAUAAGGACCAGCUCACCUAUCACAUGCAAGAAGCCAGCAGAAGAAACCUGGGAGAGAGGAUCUCCCACAUCGGUUUAUGGAGAUCGGAGCUCACCUACGAGCUACAGUGCCUGCUGAAAGAGACCCAUGCCUUGGAGACAAUAAAGUAGCAGCUUGAAAACGCUGCCAACGAAAUCCAAGGGCCGCUGAAGAAAGCCCUAGAGUGCUUGCACCAAUGUGAGAAGCGCAAGGGUAUAGACUUAGUUCAUGACAAUGUGGAAAAGAACCUCAUCAAGGAGGUUGAGGCAUUCAAGGGCUGUCAACAAAAAGUGACAAAACUUGCACAGAAAAUCAGUGAUCAGUUGGGCAUCAACAGAGAUGCACAGCAUGCCCUGGAGCAGGAUCUUUCUGACAAAAACGCAGCCCAUUUUAUUGAUGAGAAGUGCUUUAACCUGAGGAACACAUCGGACAGCAUCAGCUUUUACCAUGGAGUGGAGAAAGCAGGCGGGACUGUUUCAGUUCCUGCAACGUGGGCUAAAUUCAGUGAAGACAAUAUCAGGUGCUCUCAGCAUGCAAGGGCCAACUCUGUCAAGCUCCGAAAGGAGGCAGAGGUUGGGCUGGAGGGCAUGUCUGAGGAGAUGUGGAAUCAUUUCAUCAGCACCAAUAUCGCCUUCAAUAACCGUAUUGCGGAAGUAGCUGAUGCAAAGAACAAACUCCAAGCACAACUGGCCAAGAUAAUUCAGGAAAUCUUCCAGACAGAAGACACAAUCAUGUUACUGGAGCAAUCCAUAAAGGCGAAGGAGUACCCGCUGAAAGUGGCUCAGACCCGCCUGCAGGGAAGAACUAAACGACUCAACAUGGAACUUUGCCAGGAUGUGCCUCAGUUUCAGCUUGUGACUGAAGUUUACAGAAUAGAUGACACCUUACAGACCUUAAAGCAAUGUCUGCAAGAAGCCCGUGAUACUCUGCAGAUGCUGGUCCUCAACAAAUCAAACCUGGAACAUGAAAUUUCUGUGAAGGAAAACUCCAUCUUUAUUGACAAGUACUGUAUGGACAUGCGCAAAGUCUUCCCCAGCGCCCCACAGCUCAUUGGCUACGCUUGA